AUGGUUCGUCGACAUGAAGCGGCUCCAGUCUACCGACGUCAGAGACGACCAGAACCGGCUGCAGUUCCCCAGGCGGAGCCAAUCUCUCAGAUCUUCACGGACGCCGAGAAGGUCCGGGUCAGGACCUCGGGCGGCAUGUCGGUCACGGCGUUCGAUCACCGGGGCCAGCAGUACGAGAUGACGUGCAAGUUAUGGAGAGACAAGCACUACCGGUUCAUGGGGCCGGGGUGGAAGAAUUUCCGGCAGGCUCACCAUCUGACGAUAGCCAAAGAAGCUCACUUGACACGGCGCGUAACGGUUAAGCUAUGGGCGUUUCGCUCACGCGCGCUGCUGCCCGAGGUCAAGGACGACGACGGCGAGGAGGAGCCCGGCCACCCGGAUGGCGCGCUCGGGCUGGUGCUGCUGCUUCUUGACGAGGGCGAGGGCGAGGAGGAAGAAGUGGCUGGUGAGGAGGUGGUGGCGCGUGACGAGAGUUAUGCAAGAAAGUUUCUGGAGCUGAGGGGUGCAGUGGCGCUUUGGCUAUUGUGGACAAGGGAUUGA
Miscanthus lutarioriparius is the source of this 540-nucleotide messenger RNA. The record is from the annotation of a GenBank genome assembly. NCBI's taxonomy places the organism in Eukaryota, Viridiplantae, Streptophyta, Magnoliopsida, Poales, Poaceae.